AGGUUCGUCUGGAGGUUCGGAGCAGAACAUGCCGCUGCCCAAGUCCCGCAAAAUCACCGUGCUGGGCUACAGGUCGGUGGGUAAGUCCGGAACAACCCGCGCUGAGGUUCAGCUCUGUCUGGAUCCACGUCAUAUCAGGGUCCAGACCCUGCAGGACUUAGUCUGUCCAAGGUCCUCUCAGAAUAAGACCAAUCAGAGCCCAGAACCAGCUGGACCUGUCUUCAUGUGGAUUUAGRUAGAUUUAACAGAGAUCCGGUCCUUUCUACAACAAUGCAAUGAUUGGUCCUCUGACAGCCAAUCAGAUGAGUGGUCCUGAUGCUGAGGCUGAGAACCAGGUGGUCCAGGUCCAUGUGGGUCCAACAGGGAUUUAUCCAGGUUUCAGCAACAACAGGGAAGUCCUCCCUCACCAUCCAGGUUGUGGAGGGUCAGUUUGUGGACUCCUACGAUCCGACCAUCGAGAACACUUUCAGCAAGACGAUGACGGUGAACGGUCAGGAGUACAACCUGCAGCUGGUGGGCACGGCGGGCCAGGUGAGACCACCUUCUGGUGACUUGUCCUCUCACAGCCUCAGGUUUGACCACAGGACCAUGUGUUUGUUGUARGACGAGUACUCCAUUUUCCCUCAGAGCUACACCAUCAACGUCAACGCUUACGUCCUCAUCUACUCUGUAACGUCCUACAAAAGUUUUGAGGUGGUCCGAGUGAUCCAUGAGAAGCUGCUGGACAUGGUGGGAAACRUUCAGUACGUGACUCAGAAACAUGUCUGGUUGUUUUGUUGUUUCUGUCUGAGGAGGAGAUUCUUUUCACUUCCUGUCAGAAUUAUUAAUAAACAAAGUUUUCUGCCUUUUUUCUACAGAAAACUCAUCAUUUUAGUCGGGAACAAGAAAGAUCUACACAUGGAGAGAGUGAUCAGUGAUCAGGAGGGGAAAGCUCUGGCAGAGUCGUGGAACGCUGCCUUCCUGGAGUCUUCAGCCAAAGAAAACCAGACAGCUGUGGAGGUGUUCAGGAGGAUGAUCCUGGAGGUGGAGAAGAUGGAGGGAGGUCAGCCUCAGGACUGGACUCCCUGCUCUGUGAUGUAGCUCCAGCCAUCAGCACCACCUGACACYGAGGAGGAGAGUCUUCAUCUUAUGUUUCCUUCUCAGGUCACACCAGACCGUCCGUUUAACUCCCGCCUGUCCAAACACAGAGUUUCUGUCUUUAGCUACAUACAAACUGUUUUAUUAAAAAACAAACUGCACAAAAACUAAAGCUCAGGAUGUCAGAAACAAUCUGCUGCUAAUUCAGAGCCGCUGCUUCCAAACAUAUCUGUGAGGUUUACAGUCUCAGCUGAAACACCUUGAUCCAUGUAAAUACUCUUAACAUGUUCCAAAGAUUUUAGUUUAGUUAGUGCAUCAGAUACAUUUACUGAGCAGCUUUUAAAGCCACAUUUUCAGACUGAAAGAUUGGUUGGAGGAAUAAAGUCUGCUUUUCAGCGCUGCUAAACAUUGAAUUAAAAACAAAUAUUAGAUUUUCAAAUGGAGUUUGGUAUGAAGUCUACUUUUAAAUGAAGAAUGGCAAAUAUAAUACAAAUGUGUCUGUCUCUGUAGUGAUGAGAUGCUAUCAGAAAAUCAUAGUAAAAUACUGUAUACAAAAAUACUGUAUAUGAAAAGAUAAAUAUUUGAUAUUAGAUGAGACUGCCUUAUUGCAACGAUAGCAAACAUACAGUUGGGUAUCGUCUGCAUACGGUGAUACAAGAAACCGUCAGAUAGGAUUAUUGAGCCCACAAAUGUGUUUACGUAACAAAAGGAGUCCCAGUACUGAGCCUUGUGGCACCUCAGAAGAGAUGAGAAACAGAAAAGUCAUUUUUAURUAUUUAUAAUUAAUAACCAAUUCUUGUUACUUUGUUAAGAGUAGUUUUUGUUUUGCUCUUUUUUAAAUUUUUUUAUCAAGUUAGCUCGUUGUAAUAAUCUGAGUAAAUCAUAAGAGYAAACAGAAUCACCCCAGCACAGCAGACCUUUACCUCCCAACAAGACAAGAACUAAAGACAGGACCUUCAGGGUUUUGGUUUUUCUUUACAUUUUUUUCCUGAAUGCUUCACUCAGCGCACUGAAAGAUGGKCAGGAAAUAUUUCUGUCUCUGAUCUGCUACUUUGUAUUUUACUGAAAUGAUGCAUGAAGAACAAACCUUUAGUUUUCAUUUAUUUGUUAAACUGGAGGAGUUUUAUCCAUUAAAGCUGCAACCUGAACCCCGACCUGUAAUAAUGAUGAAAACUUUUUAUGACUGAUGUUUUGUUUCUAUGAAUUUUCUCAUUAAAGUUCUUUUCUGUUGUUUGUCUACAAA
Messenger RNA from Austrofundulus limnaeus, 2320 nucleotides. It is a transcript of the gene rheb, whose product is annotated as Ras homolog, mTORC1 binding. Gene Ontology annotation, biological process: signal transduction. The transcript is spliced from 6 exons. Gene Ontology annotation, molecular function: GTP binding; GTPase activity. Lineage: Eukaryota; Metazoa; Chordata; Actinopteri; Cyprinodontiformes; Rivulidae. The record is from RefSeq and is a predicted model, not a curated record. Gene Ontology annotation, cellular component: membrane. Bases 316 to 1080 code for a protein of 254 amino acids.